AAGCGAAAACGUCUUUACAUUCUUGAGUUUACGCUUAGCGGUCACGUUCACCAAUUGCUGGAGCCGACUAUUGGUCACUGUACUACAGACAACUCAGGAAUGGUGGCAGUCGUCGGUCUGUAACUCGUCGUUUCUUUGCCACUGUGGUUGGUUUGUGUUUGUGUAGCGAUGCCGGGGAUGUGCUCUGUGCCGGGCUGUAAGGGCUACAAGAAGGCGAGGUCCCGGGGAGUCGUGUUCCACUCCCUGCCUACAAGAGACCCAGAGCGAUGCAGAAAGUGGUUAAAGGCCGUACAGAACCCCAAAUUUGAUGAAAACACACCAGUAAGUAAAUACGGCAAUAUAAGAGUCUGCAGCCAGCAUUUUAAACCGGAAGAUUACGAACCGGACAUACAGGCAGAACUUAUGAAAACAACGCCCCGAAAAAUCCUCAAGUCCAACGUAAUUCCAUCUGUUUUCUCUGGAAGACAGCUGGAGCACCUCCGCACACCUCUGCCAGCAGAUGACAGGAGCCGAACAGAGGUGAAUGCUUCCAGUACAGCGGCUCAAGUCUCUACCUCUGUGGUUUCAGGUCCCACUGUGGACAGUGUUUUGCAAUGGGCUUCUGUGUUGACUUCAGGUCCGAGUACGUCUUCUCAGGCUUCUUCCUUGGGUGUCGAAGGUACUGGUGUGGAUACUGGAUUACCCUCUCUUUCCCUGCCAAUUCCUAUUGCCUCUGGAGCCCCAAGCGCCUCAUCCCAGUCCCCUCCACUAGCAGAACUCAGUGAAGGUUUGUGCAGUGUGGCAUUUGUGGAUCGUCUGAAAGGGAGCUUGCACCAAGAGACUGAAUUAAGAUCCACAGCAACGUCAAAAUCAGAUGGGAACACAGAAAAGGGCUUGUGUCAGUCAAAGACUAUUGUGAAUGACAGCUGCUUGAUGGAGCUGUUUAAGAAGUGUCAGACAUGUGGACAGCCCAUAACCAAAAAGAAGGUGUCUCACUCUGGUGCACAGAAGAAGGUGAGGUGGAGCUGCCUUGGUGGACACAAGGGCACAUGGAUGUCAUCACCGCAUCUUUGGGAGACGUUUCCUGAAAUCCACCUGCUUACGGCUCUUUCUGUGCUUUUUUCUGGAGGCAGUUUUACGCACUUCAAAAAAUGGGCCGAACAUCUGCACCUGAAUUUCAUAGGGCAUAAAACCUUCUCUGAAAUUCAAAAGGCAUACCUCAACCCAGAAAUGAAACCGAUGAACAGGACUGAGCAGGAAGGGAUCUUUGCAAAGGGGGUCCAUCGAUGGCCUGAAGGCACCCUUCUUCACAUUUCAGAUCCUCUGCAGAAAAUUAAGGCCAAGUCGAAGAGAAGAGAGAAGGCAGUUCUAACGCCCAGGUCAAGUUAUGAAAAGAGAGCCUCGAUACUGAUGAUCUCUACUGGAAUGCGUAUGCAAGAGCCUAUUGCAUCAAGUCUUGAACGUGGAUCAGCCUCUAAAAGAGGUAAACAGCGUCAGCAAGAUGAUGUUGAAAAUUGGAGUGAAACUACACACGUGGCAUCAGAGGUGGACAGUUUUGAGGAGAUGGAAGUCACCAUUGAAGAAGAUGAACGCACCAGUUUGAAGAGCAGACAAUCUGACUUGGAUAGUGAAAUGGAAAACGCCUUAGAAACAACUGAGCUGAGCACUCCAGGAGCUGAUGACAGCUGUGAUGAGGACGUUUACGUACCAUUAAUUCCUCAGAGGUCCACAGCGUCUGAACUGUUGCUGGAAUGUGAAGAAGAGGAGCUGGAGCCAUCGCAGAAACAAACUCCACAUGUUGACUUGAAAGAUGAGGAUGAUGGUGGAGAGUUGAGUAAUGACCAAACGGAUUGUAAGCCGGAGACUUCAGCUCUUCAGAGAAACGCAGGGAGUACUUCACCACCUAGACUGAAAACACAAAGUCCACAGCCUGUUCUCUUCAACAGCCAAGGCUUCAUUGUGGUUUCUCCCCACUUAACAAGAAAUACUGAGUUCCAUGGCUCUCUCAGGACACAGGCCUGUGCCGGGAAUUCAUUUCCAAUAAUAACAGCUACUCAGCAUCAACUUUUCCAGAAAGUAGCUACAGCGACAGUAAAACCUGAGGCCUGCGUUGUCCUCACUUCUGAGCUGCAUCAAAUCAGCAACAACCCCGUGUCCUUAUCCGCUCUCCAGUGUCCUGCAGUAUAUGCAAUGUUAUCUAACCAACUGGAGUCAGACUAGUCCAAUUCACAGACUCUUUCUGUACCUUUUUCUCUGCCUGGCUUUACCAUACUUGAACUCAAAUCAGCUGGCACAUCAAACAAACAAUAAAUAAUAAACAUUACUGCACCAAGAGAGCACAAUGUAACUGUCACACACAUUCCACUUCAAGGUAAAGAUAUGUUUUUUAUUCUAAUAUUAUGUUCUGUAAAAUAAAUUCUUAAAGCAAAAA
Molecule: messenger RNA, 2410 nt
Organism: Micropterus dolomieu (smallmouth bass)
Lineage: Eukaryota; Metazoa; Chordata; Actinopteri; Centrarchiformes; Centrarchidae
Exons: 13
Coding region: 169-2199 (676 amino acids)
Molecular function (GO): sequence-specific DNA binding
Source: RefSeq, a predicted model, not a curated record